Messenger RNA from Puntigrus tetrazona (Sumatra barb), 1994 nucleotides. RefSeq names its product target of Myb protein 1-like. Gene Ontology annotation, molecular function: clathrin binding; ubiquitin binding; phosphatidylinositol binding. The record is from RefSeq and is a predicted model, not a curated record. Lineage: Eukaryota; Metazoa; Chordata; Actinopteri; Cypriniformes; Cyprinidae. Gene Ontology annotation, cellular component: membrane; endosome. The transcript is spliced from 16 exons. Gene Ontology annotation, biological process: signal transduction. The coding region runs from base 89 to 1603 and encodes 504 amino acids.
AUUUGACGCUCGCUCUGAUAUCGAUCCGCGUGAGCGCGCGUUCAGGGUUCAGUCUGGCGGGAGCGCGCACGCACGCUUCACCUCACAGAUGGAGUUUCUCGUCGGCAGCGCGUUCUCGUCUCCCGUAGGACAGCGGAUCCAGAAGGCCACCAGCGCUGCUCUUCAGGCGGAGGACUGGAGUCUGAAUCUGGAGAUCUGUGACAUCAUCAACGAGACGGAUGACGGACCGAAAGAUGCGGUGAGAGCUCUAAAGAAGAGGAUUGUGGGUAAUAAGAACUUCAGGGAGGUGAUGCUGGCUCUGACUGUUCUUGAGACGUGUGUGAAGAACUGUGGUUCUCGUUUCCAUGUCUACGUCUGUUCCAGAGAGUUUGUGGAGGGUGUUCUAGUCAGAGCCAUUCUGCCCAAAAACAACCCUCCCAUGAUCCUUCACGACAGAGUCCUGAGCCUCAUCCAGGCGUGGGCCGAUGCCUUCCGGAACAGUCCUUCUCUGUCUGGAGUGGUGAGCGUCUACGAGGAUCUGAGGAAGAGAGGCCUGGAGUUUCCUAUGACUGACCUGGACUCUCUCUCGCCCAUCCACACGCCCAACAGGGUAGAGCUCAAAGAAUCCACAGUACUAAGUAUUCCAGAAAAUGGGGUGUCUUCCUCACCCGUGUCCCCGUCUCACACCGACUCGUCACCAGCGAGACACACUCCACAGUCCAGCGGUCAGAGGAGCCCCGUGUCGCCCGACGAGAAGCAGAAGCUGAGAUCUGAACUGGACCUGGUGAAAGGAAACCUGAGCGUCAUGACCGAGAUGCUGAAUCACGUCAAACCUGGAGAAACAUCAGCAUCAGAUGCAGAGCUGCUGCAGCAGCUGUACUCGGUGUGUAAGCAGAUGCAGCAGAGGGUCGUGGAGUUGAUUCCCAAUCUGUCGGAGGACGAGAUGAUGGGAGAACUUCUGCUGGUCAAUGAUGAUCUCAACAACGCCUUCAUCCGCUACGAGAGAUUCGACAGGUUGAGUGAGCCAAGAGCAAACACAGAAGAAGAGCAGGAGUCGCAGCAGACAGAGACGGCAAACCUCAUUGAUCUUAGCCCCGAGCCUCCAUCAGCGCCCAAUCAGAACACUCUUCCAGCUGUCAAUCAACAUGAGCCCCGCCCUGCCUCCGACCAAAACAGCAGCUCAGCACUUGAAGAUGAGGAGUUUGACAUGUUUGCUCAGACGAGGAGCAGCUCUCUGGCCGAACAGAGGAAGAGUGUGCGCUACGAGGACCCCGGUGCGGUGGACGGUCUGGCUGAAGCUCUGGACACACGUCUGCAGGUCACAGCCGGGGGUUCUGGCAGCGACUGGGUCCGUCAGUCUCAGUGGAUUUACAGCGAGGUUCUGGCUCCAGCUCCGCACAGCUCCGCCAUGGAUGAGAUCGAGAGGUGGUUGUCUGCCGAGAUGCCGGACGCUGAAGACGUUGAAGGAGUGACCAGUGAAGAGUUUGAUAAGUUUUUAGCUGGAAGAGCUGAAGCAGCUGAUCAUCUUCCCUCGAUGAGGAGCAGCCCGUCCGUCGCUGUCCGUCCCUCGAGCCCUAGACAGACAGCACAGGAGCAGAACCUCGAGCAGAUCUUCAGACUCUGACUCCUCAACGCUUUAGACCACUGUUUGUUGCCUGUGUAUUCAUAUUAACGUGUGUGUGUGUGUGCUUAUAAAAAGCAUUAAUUUAUGUUGUAAAUUAACCCUGAAGAGAGGCCUGCUGUUCCUCGGACUCAAUGUCAUUAUACUAAAGACACUAUAAUGUUUAAUGUAAUGUGAUUCUCUUAAAGAACAACAAGCAAUGUUUGUAUUUCUUUGUCAAAUAUUAAAACUCAUGUCCGAAGCAGAUGAGAAGAACGUGGAAUGAAUCAGAUCUAAGAGCCAGGUCAGAUUCAGUGUUUAUUGCUCUUCAGCUGAAAUAAUGUUUAGGACGUGAUUCUGUGUCGUUAGACUUCACUGUUAGAAUGAUUGAUUAUUAAAAUGUUGUUUGGUGUGA